AUGUAUCCUUCUAUGAAAAAUGACUUAAUCAUUAGAGCUGCAAGAGGGGAAACAGUGGAACGACCACCUGUUUGGAUUAUGAGACAAGCUGGAAGAUAUUUGCCGGAAUAUCAUAAAGUCAGGUCGAAGCAAAGUUUUUUUGAAAUGUGUCAAACUCCAGAAACGUCUUGCGAAUUGACGCUUCAACCCAUUAACCGGUUUGAUGGUUUACUCGAUGCUGCCAUCAUUUUUAGCGAUAUCUUAGUAAUUCCUCAGGCUCUUGGCAUGCAGGUUGUUAUGCUUGAACAAAAAGGUCCUCACUUUCCGGAGCCAUUGGCAACACCAGAGGAUCUUGAAAAGUUGGAAAAAGUCCCCAACAUACCGGCUAAAUUGGGAUAUGUAAUGGACGCAAUUUCGUUAACAAGAGAAAAUUUAGAUGGAAGGGUUCCUCUCUUGGGAUUUUCAGGAGCUCCCUGGACCAUUAUGGCUUACAUGAUUGAAGGAGGUGGUUCAAAAACGUUUACAAAAGCAAAGUCUUGGCUAUUCCGUUACCCAGAGGCUUCUCGUCGUCUUUUAAAUAUGGUUACUGAGGCUACUAUUGUCUAUCUUACGCAGCAGGUUUACGCAGGUGCUCAGAUGCUUCAAAUUUUCGAUUCUUGGGCUGGAGAGCUUUCACCCCAGGAUUUCUUGGAAUUUUCGUACCCUUAUUUGGUCAGAAUAUGCGAAGGAGUUAAAAAGGAACUGAAUAAAAGCAAACGAACUGUGCCCAUGAUUGUUUAUCCCAAAGGAGCUUGGUAUGCUCUUGACAAGCUUUGUGAUUCCGGUUACGAUGUCAUUGGUCUUGAUUGGACUAUGGAUCCGAAGGAGGCUGUCCGCAUUCGUGGAGAUCGUCGCGUCACUUUCCAAGGUAAUUUGGAUCCCAAUAUUCUAUACGGAGGUAGAGAAAUUAUAGAAAGCCGUACCAAAGAAAUGAUCGAGGGUUUUAAGGGCGGCAAACAAGGCUAUAUUAUUAAUUUGGGACAUGGUAUAACACCCGGUGUCAACCCAGACGAUGUUCGUUUCUUUUUAGAACAAUGCCAUAAGUACGGCUCUCAAACUUGA
Messenger RNA from Schizosaccharomyces osmophilus, 1080 nucleotides. It is a transcript of the gene hem12, whose product is annotated as uroporphyrinogen decarboxylase Hem12. Gene Ontology annotation, biological process: heme biosynthetic process. The transcript has 5 exons. The record is from RefSeq and is a predicted model, not a curated record. Gene Ontology annotation, molecular function: uroporphyrinogen decarboxylase activity. Gene Ontology annotation, cellular component: cytosol. Bases 1 to 1080 code for a protein of 359 amino acids. Lineage: Eukaryota; Fungi; Ascomycota; Schizosaccharomycetes; Schizosaccharomycetales; Schizosaccharomycetaceae.